Molecule: messenger RNA, 282 nt
Organism: Didymodactylos carnosus
Lineage: Eukaryota; Metazoa; Rotifera; Eurotatoria; Philodinida; Philodinidae
Source: the annotation of a GenBank genome assembly
AUGGCGCCGUUUGUGAAUAUGGGUUUAAAUCCAAUGGACGAUUUUCCAGACGUUGAUGGAAACUUGUUUAUCUUUGUCAAAACACCAAUUGGAAAAACUCUUUCAUUGGUAGUGGAAGAGAGUGAAACCAUCAAAGAUAUCAAAGAAAAAAUUCAAGAUCAAGAAGGUGUUCCACCCGAUCUACAGCGAUUGAAUUUUGCUAACGAACAACUUGACGAUGGUCGAACCUUAUCGGACUACAAUAUUCGAGGCAAUAGCACACUAUAUCUCGUGCUUCCUUAA